AUGUCGUGGCAAACAUACGUAGAUGAGCAUCUUAUGUGCGAAAUCGAAGGCAAUCAUCUUUCUGCUGCUGCCAUCAUCGGCCAAGACGGCAGCGUUUGGGCCCAGAGUUCUACUUUCCCUCAGUUCAAGCCUGAAGAAAUCACUGCCAUUAUGAAUGACUUUAAUGAACCUGGAUCACUUGCUCCGACUGGGUUGUACCUUGGUGGCACAAAAUACAUGGUGAUCCAAGGGGAGCCAGGAGCUGUCAUUCGGGGGAAGAAGGGACCUGGUGGUGUUACUGUUAAGAAGACCAAUCAAGCUUUAAUCAUUGGCAUCUAUGACGAGCCAAUGACUCCAGGGCAGUGCAACAUGAUUGUCGAAAGGCUUGGCGAUUAUCUCAUUGAUCAGGGCCUUUAA
Messenger RNA from Jatropha curcas, 396 nucleotides. RefSeq names its product profilin-1. Gene Ontology annotation, molecular function: actin monomer binding. Gene Ontology annotation, cellular component: cell cortex. The record is from RefSeq and is marked provisional. Lineage: Eukaryota; Viridiplantae; Streptophyta; Magnoliopsida; Malpighiales; Euphorbiaceae.